CCAUGGCCGCSCCCUGGCAGGACGUGGUGCGGGACGCGGCGGCCGUGCGGGAGGCGGCGGCGGUGGCGGUGGACGCGGCGCUGCUGGCGGGGGUGCUGAUGCGGACCGGGGAGCAGCCGAACGCCUCGGAUGUGGUGAAUUACGCUCCCUUCACACUGCUCCCGUCCGCAGUGCCACGGCCCUUGUUUGAACAAGCCUACGCUGUCCAGCAGGAUUUUAACCUGCUGGUGGAUGCCAUCAGUCAAAACAAAGAAUUUCUAGCGCAAACUCUGGCCAGCACCAUCAAGGUAGAUGACUUCACAGCUCGACUCUUCCGAAUCUACAUGCAAGUUUUGGAGGAAGGCUUGGCACAGACUGUGUUUUUGGGCAUCAACCGUUCGGAUUACAUGUUUGACUGCGGGCUGGAUGGCACAGGAGCUCUGAGGCAGAUAGAAAUAAACACCAUUGCUGCCAGCUUCGGGGGGCUCACCUCCCGCACCGCUGACGUCCACAGGCUGGUGUUGAAAGUGCUGGGGAAGAAUGAGGAGGCGUCACACCUGCUGCCCAACAACCCAGCAAAGGGGCUGGCCUUGGGAAUUGCCAAAGCCUGGGAGCUCUACGGUUCCCAAAGGGCUGUGGUGAUGUUUCUGGUGGAGGACAUCCAGAGGAACAUCUUUGAUCAGCGAUGUGUUGAAAAUGARCUUUGGAACAGGAAUAUCCGUGUGAUCAGGAGGAGGUUCCGGGAUGUGUUUGAGCAGGGCUCUCUGGAUGGCUCCAGGAGGCUGUAUAUGGACGGCCAGGAGGUCGCAGUGGUGUAUUACAGAGAGGGCUACGUGCCCCAGACCUACGACCAGCAGAACUGGGAGGCGCGGCUGCUGCUGGAGAGGUCCCGGGCAGUGAAGUGCCCUGACAUUGCCACGCAGCUGGCGGGCACCAAGAAGGUGCAGCAGGAGCUCAGCCGGCCAGGGACACUGGAGAAACUGCUGCCCGGCCAGCCUGAGGCCGUGGCUCGGAUCAGAGCCACCUUUGCUGGACUCUACUCCCUGGAYGAGGGUGAAGAGGGUGACAGGAUAACUGCCACAGCCAUCGCUGACCCYGACCGCUUCGUGCUGAAGCCUCAGCGUGAAGGUGGAGGGAACAACCUCUACGGUGAAGAGCUCAGGCAGGUUCUGGAGAAGAUCAAAGAYAGCCCUGAGAGAACCUCCUACAUCUUGAUGGAUAAAAUCAAACCCCAGCCAGCACUGAACUACUUGCUGAGGGCUCACAGUCCCCUCCGAGUGUCCGAGUGCAUCUCUGAGCUCGGCAUCUUUGGUGUCUAUGUCAGGCAGGGCCAGGAGCUGGUGCUGAACCAGGCUGCCGGUCACCUCCUGCGCACCAAGGCCAUCGAGCACGCGGACGGCGGCGUGGCAGCCGGGGUGGCCGUGCUGGACACACCAUACCUGGUGUGACCAGCCGUGUCCCCACCCUCCUCUCUGCUGCCUGAAGAGCUGAUGUGCCACAGGGAUUUCUCCUUAGGGUGCGCUUGCCCCGGUCUGAUGUGAUGGAGGCUGUGAGGAGGGGCUGUGUGGAUACAACUGCUCMAAGGUCCUGGGUGCCAGCCCCAGCUUCUUCUUGUGAUUCCCCCUCCAGGAAGAAGGGAUUCCCUUGCUCUGCCUGCUCAGGGGGCCCUGCCCUGUGCAUGGCCCAGCUGGGACUCCCAGGACUGCCGGGGUCUGGGUGUUCCCUUGGAGCCUGGCUGGGGACAGGGGUACAUACAGCCMAGGGUGAAUGUGCCACAUCAGGCCUUCGUGCUGCUCCCACUUCUGAGCUCCUUGAUGCUGCAUUGUUUCUGGAGAYGUACAAAGCCUAAGGAAUGGGAAGAGAAAGGUGGAUGGGCAAGUACCAGCCUUCAUCUUCAUCAGUGCCUCAGUGCUCUYCAGGGUAGAGGAGAGCCCAGCUCCACGCACCAUGGCCCCUCCAGCCCUCCUUCCCRUGCUGCUGCUGUCCUGAUUCCCGUUUUCCCCUGUGCCUGAGGAUCCUCAGGGUUCCUGCCCAAGGCACAGCUGUCCUUGGGUAAUCUGCCCGAGGCUCUUUUGCCUGCUUUUGCUGUGCCCAAUUCCUGUUUUGUUGAGCUGAGUGCUCUUCUCAAACAGUGCCUCUGUGCCACACAGGGCAGGCAGCAGUGGAGGGUUCAGGGCUGUGCCUUCUGCUGCUGCUUCCCACAGCCCCAUCCAACAAAUCCAAAGGCUGGUAUAAGAAUYCCUCAGUGAUGGAGGCAGCUCCCAAGGUGGUGGUGAAUUGGAGCCUUGUGUGUGUUGAUAAAUUCCAAAUCCCCUUGGGUUUGUACCAGUGCAUCCCACAGCAAGUCAAACACUGAGCAUCUCCCUGACCUUGGAAAUUGUGUGAGAUGGGAGCUCUGGUGAGGAAGGAAAGGAAUUGCAGGAGGGGCUGGGCAGGCACAGCCUCAGCUCCAAACACCUUCCUCGGGGACCAGCACCAGCAGAUGGGGAGGUGUGUCGCCUUCCAGGCUUCAUGGAUCAGUGGGAACAGCACAGCAGUGGAGGGACGUGGAGUGUGGGCCCUCCUGYUCAAGGUCUUCUGCCUCUUCCUCCAGCCCCUUUUCCUCCUCAGCCCUAAAAGCUGCACCUUUCUGGCAGUGAAUAGCCCGGACAGCCUCAGUCCACCCGUCACUUACACAGAACCAGCACAAAGGCAGAAUUCCUGAAGAAUGGAGGUGCUGAGUGAUCACCCUGACGGCUCUUUGCUGCUAUGGCAUCAAUCACCAAUUGGUCACCUGGGAAACUGCUCCRUUCUGCAAGUGUGACUGAAACUGGGAUUCCUGGGUGUUUUGUCGGGGGCUUGAUUACCCCAAACCAGAGAUUAAAAGGAAUGUGCAAUCUGACCGUGCUGUUUGUGGCAGGUUUGUCAGAGCCCAGGGGCACACCUGGCCAGGUGUUCAGGUGGCUGUGCCUAGGAGGACACCAGGCCUGGGGUGGAGGUGAGGAGCCCUGAGCUGUGCUGCCAGCCCCGAGUCUCCUCAGCUGCUCACCCAUCACCCUGGCACUGGUGCUGCAUGAGGGGGUUGGUGACACGUGGGUGUCACACUGUCUUGUGCUUUCCAUGAGCGUAGAGCAGCACUGGCUGGAGACCAGAGAGAAAUUGAGGCACAGGCUGCAGCCCUGRAACCAGCACUUCACCCUUGCCCCAGCACAGUAAAUCCCAAUCCAUGGAAAAACAUGCUGCUGUCAGGAACCUGCCCCUCCCCAUCCCAAAAGCCAAUCCUGGUUUAUGGCACAGCCACUCCAACUGCACUGAGCACCCUGGACUCAACAGCACACAAGCACCUAUCACCCACACACACUCCAAGCCUGCUUCUGUUCUGUUUUAAUUUUAUUCCAUUUUGCAUUAAAUUCUCGCUGUUUUCCAGCCAAAAUUACAUAGCUGACAAAGAGUAAGAGGAGGAACGAUGAUGUAGGAAUCCUUGUCACCAAGGUGGCACAAUCGAGUGGUACAGAGCUGUGGGGACACAUGGGACACAGGCAGGCACCAAGGUUACAGGUGACACAGGUGCUGUGCCAGUGAGAGCAGCAG
Messenger RNA from Malurus melanocephalus (red-backed fairy wren), 3549 nucleotides. It is a transcript of the gene GSS, whose product is annotated as glutathione synthetase. Gene Ontology annotation, molecular function: glutathione binding; ATP binding; glutathione synthase activity. Gene Ontology annotation, biological process: glutathione biosynthetic process. NCBI's taxonomy places the organism in Eukaryota, Metazoa, Chordata, Aves, Passeriformes, Maluridae. The coding region runs from base 3 to 1427 and encodes 474 amino acids. Gene Ontology annotation, cellular component: cytosol. The transcript has 12 exons. The record is from RefSeq and is a predicted model, not a curated record.